AGGAGUUCUCCGACGAGCUCCUCAGAGGGGAGUCCAUGCUGGUUCGCGAACGCGUGAUGAACCACGACGUGGUGACCCGCGUUGUGAACCUCGCCGUCGUCGUGCUCGAAAGGCCCGCCGCCGGCGCCACGCUGGUGCAGGCGCGCAGGCUCCGGCCCGGCGGCCGCGAGGCCGACGCGGGCGCGCGGCUCCCAGGCAUAGCUGGUCGGCCUGAUGAGAGCCACUUCCACUCCGCGCGGCGGCUGUUGUGCGAGCAGUUGCGUUUCGACGAGAACGAGGUGCAUUUCGAGAGGGACGUCUGGGACGUUGAGGAGACCCAGAUUCUGCUUGAGUACCCUGGGCUCAGGACCCUCUGCCGCAGGCGCCUGGUCCGGGCCGCCCUGCGCGAGGGGGGUGGCCCGCGGGUGCGGCCCGCGCUCGGGCUGCCGUGCAUCGCCCGGGCAGCCAAAGCCACGAGCGGCCGCGAGGUUCGCC
This is a messenger RNA of Prorocentrum cordatum, 474 nucleotides long. Lineage: Eukaryota; Dinophyceae; Prorocentrales; Prorocentraceae. The record is from the annotation of a GenBank genome assembly.